This is a messenger RNA of Arabis nemorensis, 813 nucleotides long. NCBI's taxonomy places the organism in Eukaryota, Viridiplantae, Streptophyta, Magnoliopsida, Brassicales, Brassicaceae. The record is from the annotation of a GenBank genome assembly.
AUGAAGAAGGAGAGGAGUCAUGAGACGACAAUGACCAGAAUCUCUACUCCAGAUCAUCGCGAUACAAGCAGCGUACGAGAAGAUAUAAUGGGCUCGGUUUGCAAAAGCUGGAAGCUUUAUGAGAACCCUUACUACUGUUGUUCACAGUCUCAAGAUCAUCAUCAACACCAACAACGCAAGGCUUUUAUUUGGGAUCUGAAUUUCAUAAAGGUUUUCAUGGAAUCUGAACUAGACAAAGCUCGAGUGGAGAUCAAGGAACUGAAAGCAGAGCUGGACUACGAGAGAAAAGCUCGAAAACGGGCAGAGUUGAUGAACAAGAAGCUGGCCAAAGAUGUGGAAGAAGAGAGAAUAGGUAGAGAAGAGGAGGAGCUGCAAUACAAGCGGAUCUUAAAAGAGAGAUCUUCGGAGAAAUCAGAGAUUGUUCGGAUGAAACUAGAGCUUGAGGAAGAGAGACAGAUGCAUAAGUUAGCAGAGGUUUUGAGAGAAGAGAGAGUUCAAAUGAAGUUGUCUGAGGCGAGGCUUUUCUUGGAAGAGAAGCUAUCUGUAUUCGAAGGAGAAGGUGACAGAAAUAGGAUGAUAUUGAAGCCAAAGAAGCUAGAGAGAUCGCUUAGCUCACCAGCGAGUACGAGGUUGGAGAAUCCGCAAAUAAAGAGAGGGAACAAAGGGUUUGUGGAGUUUUCAAGAGUGAUGCGAGCAAUAAAAACAAAAAGUGAGCAAUGGGGUUUAAAACUUGAGUGCCAAAUGGUUCAGCUCAAGACUUUGCUUAGCCAUAAGACAACACCAAGAUGUGCUUCUUUUCCUUCUUCUGAUUGA